AUGACUCCUGCUUCAGAACACGAUUGGUGUCCUAAUGGAGAAGCUGAUGAAAUAGAAGCAAAAGUUUUUGGAUCUGGGUAUUUCGAACAAAAUGCUCAAAAAUACAUGAAACAUCAACUUAUGAAUUCAUCUGAGAAGCCUGGCGAAGCGCACUCCUGUAGGCAACCGAGGUUUCAUCAUAAUUGCCAAAAGAUCGAAUAUAGGUUAACCAUGAACAAGUUUCAUGAGAAUACAACCAGUUUAAUUAUUUGCAAUGAGCAAACUUGGCGUCAAAAUCUCAUUCUAAGAGUAAGGACAUACAAUAUGUCCUCACCCAUGUCAAGGGUUAGGCGUGCAAAAGAAAAAACUCCACUUAUGAAUCACCCUUAG
Molecule: messenger RNA, 369 nt
Organism: Funneliformis mosseae
Lineage: Eukaryota; Fungi; Glomeromycota; Glomeromycetes; Glomerales; Glomeraceae
Source: the annotation of a GenBank genome assembly